Molecule: messenger RNA, 1119 nt
Organism: Adineta steineri
Lineage: Eukaryota; Metazoa; Rotifera; Eurotatoria; Adinetida; Adinetidae
Source: the annotation of a GenBank genome assembly
AUGUCAAUUGCACUAGUCGUACGCGAAAAUAAAAAGCUUGUUCUCGAAAAACUUCCUCUACCUCAAUAUGGACCCAAAGAUCUUUUAAUUAAAGUUACUCAUGUUGCACAAAAUCCAACUGAUUGGAAACAUGUUCAUUUCGGUUUAGCUAAACCAGGAUCUAUAGUUGGAUGUGAUUUCGCUGGUGAAGUCGUUAAAGUUGGCAAAGAAGCUGUUGGUAAUUAUAAAAAAGGUGAACAUGUUGCGGGUCUUGUUCAUGGUGGUCUCGAUUCUCAAAUGGGUAUUCGUGGUGCCUUUUCAGAAUAUGUUGUACAAGAAGCAUCACUUGUUUUUCGUUAUCCAUCAACAAUAUCUCCUGAAGCAGUUUCAACACUUCCUCUUGUAUCUAUAACAGCAGCUCUUGGUAUAUUUCAUGAAAUGGGUCUACCUCUACCACCAGCAACAAUUAAAGCUAAUUUUCUUGUAUGGGCAGGUAGCACAAGUGUCGGACAAUGUGCUAUUCAACUAGCUAAAUCAAUCGGUUGUUAUGUUAUAACUACAGCAUCACCUGCUCGUCAUGAUUAUUUGAAAGGACUCGAUGCUGAUAUUUGUUUUGAUUAUAAAGAUCCUAAUAUUGUAUCACUGAUAAAAGAAGCAGCUCAAAAUGAUUUAGCAUAUGCUUUUGAUUGUGUCUCAGAAAUUGAUUCAACCAAACAAGUAUGUGCUGCACUUACUGCCAAUAAUUCACAAUUAGUCACGGUUUUACCUUUUAUCAAAACUGAAUUACCAUCACAUAUUACAGAACAUCGUGUAUUAAUGUAUACAAUUUUUGGAUUUGAAAGAAUCCUCUUUGGUCAAUUUUAUCCAGCAACACCAAAAGAUAAGGAAUUUGCUGAAAAAUUCUACAAACUACUUUCAGAUAUGUUAUUACCAAAAGGUCUAUUGAAACCAAAUAGAGUUACGAAGAUACCUGGCGGAUUGAAUGGAGUACAAGAAGGAUUUAAACGAAUGAUGGAAAAUAAAGUGGCAGCUGAAAAACUAGUUUAUACACUUGCUGAAACUGAUCAUUCGUUUAAAUUAAGAUACGGAUGGAUUUGUUGCCAAAGACCUUCUUUACAAGACGAACAUUCUUUAAAUUAA